CAACUUGUUUUAAACAUGUUAUUUUUAAGUAAGCAUGACAAUUAAAAUGAAUUGGAGCAUUUGGAGGGAUCGUAUUUCCUGGAUGUAUAUAUAUAUAGAAGCUACAACUCUUGAUUAAUGUGAAAGUUGAGUUUUCCCACAAGAUGGGUGUGUUUGGUUAUUGCAUUUUUGUUGUUCUUAGUUUAAUUGUGAAUGAGUCAGUUUUAUGCAAUGCUGGAGUCACCAGUAGUUUUGUUAGGAAGGUUGAGAAGACAAUUGAUAUGCCUCUGGAUAGUGAUGUCUUCCGUGUUCCUCCUGGAUAUAAUGCGCCUCAACAGGUUCAUAUAACACAAGGAGAUCACGAGGGAAAGGCGGUAAUUGUUUCAUGGGUGACAAUGGAUGAACCUGGUUCAAGUACAGUAGUAUACUGGAGUGAGAAAAGCAAGCUAAAGAAUAAGGCCAAUGGAAAAGUUACUAACCAUAAGUUUUAUAACUAUACAUCUGGUUACAUCCACCACUGUACUAUCAAACAUUUGAAGUUCGAUACCAAAUACUACUAUAAGAUUGGGAUUGGGCACGUAGCACGAACCUUCUGGUUUGUAACUCCUCCAGAAGUUGGGCCUGAUGUUGCCUAUACAUUUGGUCUUAUAGGGGAUCUUGGUCAGAGUUUCGAUUCAAACAAGACACUCACACAUUAUGAAUUAAAUCCAAUCAAGGGGCAAGCAGUGUUGUUCGUAGGGGACAUAUCUUACGCAGAUAGGUAUCCAAAUCAUGACAAUAACAGAUGGGAUACAUGGGGGAGGUUUGCAGAGAGAAGUACUGCUUAUCAACCUUGGAUUUGGACCGCAGGGAAUCAUGAGAUAGAUUUUGCUCCUGAAAUUGGAGAAACAAAGCCCUUCAAGCCCUAUACUCAUCGGUAUCAUGUUCCAUAUAAAGCAUCAAACAGCACAUCUCCACUUUGGUAUUCAAUCAAGCGAGCUUCAGCAUAUAUCAUAGUUCUAUCCUCAUAUUCAGCAUUUGGUAAAUACACUCCUCAAUAUAAAUGGUUAGAGAAAGAACUACCAAAGGUUAACAGGAGUGAGACUCCGUGGCUGUUUGUUUUAGUACAUUCUCCAUGGUAUAACAGCUACAACAAUCACUUUAUGGAAGGGGAAACCAUGAGAGUAGUGUAUGAGCCAUGGUUUGUACAGUACAAAGUGGAUAUGGUUUUUGCAGGUCAUGUUCAUGCUUAUGAACGAACGGAACGGAUAUCUAAUGUGGCCUAUAACGUUGUCAAUGGGGAAUGCAGCCCUAUUAAAGAUCAAUCUGCUCCAAUUUAUAUAACAAUAGGCGAUGGAGGAAAUCUUGAAGGCCUAGCCACCAACAUGACGGAGCCACAACCAGCUUACUCUGCAUUCCGCGAGGCCAGUUUUGGACAUGCCACUCUGGCGAUCAAGAAUAGAACUCAUGCUUAUUAUAGUUGGCAUCGUAAUCAAGAUGGAUAUGCUGUGGAAGCUGAUAAAAUAUGGGUUAAUAAUCGUUUUUGGCAUCUAUUUGAUGAGCCCACAGCAGCCAAAUCAUGAUGAUAUACAUGAAAUCUCAUCUUUCUUUUCUUUCCUUUUCCAAUGUAGCAUUCUGUAAUUUUGUUUCUUAUAGUCUGAAACCAAUAAAUUUCAUCAUUUCAAGCUCAUGCUGCCUCAUAAUUUAUACAGCGUACAUGUUGGGUCCUUAUGAGGAAAACAAAAUAAAGUCAUUACAGAAAAUUGAAUUGGACAUAUAUGCAUGUAUUCAUAGUUACUCAUUUAUCCAAGUUGACUAUUGAUCAGUUGCAAACGUUA
Messenger RNA from Solanum pennellii, 1796 nucleotides. Its product is annotated as purple acid phosphatase 2-like. The record is from RefSeq and is a predicted model, not a curated record. Bases 144 to 1541 code for a protein of 465 amino acids. The transcript is spliced from 8 exons. Gene Ontology annotation, molecular function: metal ion binding; acid phosphatase activity. NCBI's taxonomy places the organism in Eukaryota, Viridiplantae, Streptophyta, Magnoliopsida, Solanales, Solanaceae.